This is a messenger RNA of Physcomitrium patens, 1561 nucleotides long. RefSeq names its product peroxidase 5. NCBI's taxonomy places the organism in Eukaryota, Viridiplantae, Streptophyta, Bryopsida, Funariales, Funariaceae. Gene Ontology annotation, molecular function: heme binding; peroxidase activity. Gene Ontology annotation, biological process: hydrogen peroxide catabolic process; response to oxidative stress. The record is from RefSeq and is a predicted model, not a curated record.
GGAUCUGAACACCACUGAGCACUCACACUUCACCGAUCGCCUUCCUCCGCCUUCGGUGCAUCCAUUAGUUCCCUCACUCACUCUGCUCUGGCAUCAGUUGCUCUGAAAGCCUAGCGGCAGACCUUGGCUUCUCCAGGUCGAAACCUUCUAGUACCCCGAUUCAGUGAGCACACUCAACUGUUGUGUGGACAACAGUUGUUCGCUGGCUGGCAGCAAGUUCGUUGCUUGUUGUUCCAGCUGAUUGAGAGUUCCUGAGAAGGUGCUUGACAGAAUGGCAGCUUUCGAUCCGAUGGGUGCAUCAAAACUGCAAGUUUUGCUGAUGACAGUGGCUGUUGCCAUGUUUUUCUUGAGCGGCGAGGUGGAAGCUAAUUCGUACAACCUUCGACCAAAUUAUUACUCGGGCAAGUGCGGCAAAUAUGAUGUAGAAUCGAUAAUCUACAAUGAGAUUGCCAAGGCAUUUCAACAGGACAAUGGAGUCGCCCCCGGCCUUGUGAGGAUGGCCUUCCAUGAUUGUUUCGUUCGUGGCUGUGACGCCUCAUUGCUGCUUGACAUACCCAAUUCUGAGAAGACUGCAACCAUCAACCUAGGUCUUCGGGCGAGCGCUUUCAACGCAAUCGACGCUGCCAAAACCGCCGUGGAGAGUGUGUGUCCAGGGGUCGUUUCCUGUGCUGACGUUCUACAAUACGCUACUCGCGACUCUGUGCUGCUGACCAAAGGUAAAGGCUGGACUGUGUAUGGCGGUCGAAGAGACGGAACUGUGUCCAACGCUGCCGACCCCCCCAACAACCUACCAGUGCCAACGAUGACGCCAACUCAGAUGAUUCCUCUCUUCGCAGGCAAGGGAUUGAGCGCCGAUGAUUUGGUGGCUUUGUCGGGCAGUCACACCAUCGGAAUUGCUCACUGCAUUUUCGUGAACCCUCGCAUCUACGGGAACAACACCGAUCCUACGAUUCCAGCCGACUUCUUGGCGUCGUUGAAGAGUCAGUGCCCAGCGGAUUCUGUCACUACUAACCCGCCCGUUGGAGCCCCGAUCAACCUGGACCGGGUUUCACCUACCAAGUUCGACUCGCAGUAUUUCCAGAACAUUAUCGACAGGAAGGGCUUGCUCACAUCCGACCAAAGCCUGCUGGACGAUUCCAGAACCAGAGGAGCCGUGUACAAGAACAGCGGAAAUUUCUUCAAUUCGGAAUUCGGAAGGGCCAUGCAAGCCAUGGCUGGAAUCGGUGUACUCACUGGCAAUGAAGGCCAAAUCCGCACGAAUUGUCGCGCCGUUAACCCUUAGAUGGAGACUUGCACUCGACGUGGUUCAUGGAAUUUGAAUUCACCGAUGGACGCUAUAACCAUGAGUUUCUUCAGGAGGUAGUGAGUCGAGCUUAGAUGCCGAGGAUGGAGUGCUUUUGAUGUAUAAACCGCAUUCGGUGUACCACUGUUGCUGUCAAAGAGAACUGUGCGGUUUAGUAUAUGGAUCAUUGUCUGUAGAGUAAAAUGUUCGUGUAUCCUAAGCGCGGUGUGGUAGAAGAAUUACAUUUCAAUCUAAUAAACUGGGUCAUUCUUUUGUGUA